AGCUUGGACUAAUGCAGCAACAUUGGAGAUUUUACCUACCGGGGAGUUUCAAUCAAGACCCAGUGGAUCAAAGCUUUUUUUCACCUGUAAGCUGUCUGGUGUAAACGACCCCACCUUGGGAACCAUUCAAUGGCGGGAUCCAUUUGACAGGGUUAUUGAAUCACGAAGCUUGUUUUCUUCAAACGGCAAAUCGGGAAACCCAGUAGUCUUUACAGAGAAGAAUCCUGAUAACAGUUUAUCACUGUUUUUUAAUCCACUGAAAGAAGAUCAAACUGGUCUGUACACCUGCAUAGGAAACUACGCGCAGACUGAAAGCUUCAACAAGAGUGUAAACGUUCAAACAAUUGACGCCAUUACAUGGGUUGACGCUCCAGAAACUCAAUACGCAGUAGUUGGAAAAGAGUACAGAAUAAAGUGUCAAGUAAGUGCCCGACCAGCUCCAACAGUCGGCUGGUACCUGGGAAACAAAGAAAUAUCAACAGACGACCACUACAUCGUAGAAACCCACGCACUGAAAAUCACUAACGUAAGAGACGAAGAUUCCGGUUCAUACAUUUGUCGCGCAGCAGUCCAGCAGACUGGUGAGCUCGAAGAACGUCUGAUAAACUUGAUCGUCCAGGAAGCGCCUAAGCUUCAAGAAAAUUCAUCCGAGGUUGAAAUAAUCGAGGGAAAAACAUCGAGUAUAACUGUCUGCAAGUCGACUGCCGGCAAGCCACCACCACUUUACUCCUGGGUAAAAUCACUCUCCAAAGAAAACUUAACAACGGUAAAUCGAUUCGGUGUUGACCGUGACUCUGGCGUGCUGACCAUCACCGAUGUGCGUCGAGAGGACAGCGGAGAGUACCAGUGCAUCGCCGAGAAUCCAGCGGGAGCUGCAAGCAUAAUUAUACGCGUAAACGUGAUAGAGAAGCCCAAGAUCAUGGAAUUCCUGAACAGGACCCAGGUUGCGCAAAAAGACAUUGAGAUAACUUGCAAAGCAUAUGGGCGACCGCCACCAACUGUUGUCUUCAAGAAACAGACCAAGGAUAAGCCGUUUACCAAAGGAAGGCAGGCAAAUGACGACCGCAUUGAACUUUCAAGCAAGACACUUGAUUCGAACGGCGAAACAAUCGCUACUUUAUCGAUCCAGCGCGUGUUGCGCGAAGACGACGGCAUCUACGAGUGCAUCGCAACCAACAAAGUCGGCUCCAGCUACAAGAACGGUCACUUGACCGUCGAAUUUCCACCGUCGUUUGCUUCAAUGACCAACCACUCAGUCUGGUCGUGGGAGCGCAGACCAGUAAAUUUGACCUGCAUCGCCGAAAGUAUUCCAAACGCGACCAUCCAAUGGUUCCACGGCGAGCGCCCGAUUUCUCCUUCAGAAUUGUCCGGCUCUGAAGCUUACGCCCAGUAUGGAAACGGUCCCAUCAGCACGCUACGAGUCACUCCCAUAGACACUCGUUACUACGGCCACUACCGCUGCAAGGCUAAAAAUGUCCACGGUGAAAGAACCCACACGAUUCAGCUGAAAGAAGGCAAGCGACCGGAUGUAAUUCCACAAGCACGAAUGUCUGAAGUAACUGCCACGACAAUGGCGUUCACAAUAGUGCCGCCUCCAAUGGAACCCGAGCUACCGGUCAAGACAAUUACCGUUCAAUACCGCGAGUACAACCAACAGUGGGCGGAAGCCAGGAACAAAACCUGGGCACUCAAUUCGCCUUACAUCUUGGAGCAGCUGAAUCCGGCAACUACGUACGUAUUCCGGUUCCACGCGACGAAUGACGUAGGUUCGGGUAACUGGGGUGCUGAUUUCGAAGAAAACACGCCUAUGAGAACAGUUCCGAACCCACCCAAGUUCCAGCCAAGAACUGAUAAUCCUUCUUAUGAUAUUUCGCUUUACGGCUAUCAGUAUGAGCUGAAUUGGAUUGCUCCUCCGGACAACGGCGAACCGAUUGAUAAGUACGAGAUUCAGUACUGCGAAGUCAAGCGCAUCAGCGGUGAAUGGAUUCAGCAGGACAAUACUUGUUUACGCGAUGAGAUUAAAGGACAGAGAUCUAAACAUAUGAUUAGGAAACUCAUUCCUGAUACGUUCUACCGCGUAGAGCUUAAAGCACACAAUGUUAUUGGCUUUGGAAAGUCCGAGAUUAUGCAAUUCAAAACUGCUAAAGCACAAAAUACGCCAGUACUUCACCAAGGACCUUUGAUAUCAAGCGCUGCUAUCAUCGGUAUCGUUAUUGCGAUACUCAUCCUCAUGCUGGUUCUUCUUGAUUUGAUUUGCUGCUGUACACAUCGAGCAGGUAUUAUUUUCUAUGUAUGUGAAAGAUCACGUAGAAAACCUAUUGAUGAAGAAGAUGCCAAGCUUGGAAGUCUUUACGGUUGGCGGUUUCCAUUGCCAUAUUGUGACCAAAAAAUGGCAAAUGUCGCGGGAGUUACGGCCAUCCAAGACUCGGGUAGUGGAAAGAAUACCAUUAAGUUGGUAAAACAUAGCGCUAUUAAGAAAAUGAUUGAAGAAAUGAAAUCAAGCAUGGAAAGCCUCUUAUUUCAACCAGAAUCUUCGUCGCCUUCUGUGUGCCGCCAACCAUUAACAGAAGAAAAAGAGCCAUUGAAGGAGGAGAAGAAAAUAACGCCAAUAAUUGACUCUGGGCUAAGACGAGAAACAUCUAUAACAUUUGACGGCAAGCGAUCAAUCUCAAAGACUGGUUUCGUGGGCAAGGAUUCGGCCGUCUAG
Molecule: messenger RNA, 2707 nt
Organism: Cotesia congregata
Lineage: Eukaryota; Metazoa; Arthropoda; Insecta; Hymenoptera; Braconidae
Source: the annotation of a GenBank genome assembly